This is a messenger RNA of Paramormyrops kingsleyae, 2390 nucleotides long. RefSeq names its product NEDD4 family-interacting protein 2-like. NCBI's taxonomy places the organism in Eukaryota, Metazoa, Chordata, Actinopteri, Osteoglossiformes, Mormyridae. The record is from RefSeq and is a predicted model, not a curated record. Gene Ontology annotation, cellular component: endoplasmic reticulum; perinuclear region of cytoplasm; Golgi apparatus. Gene Ontology annotation, biological process: metal ion transport; vacuolar transport; ubiquitin-dependent protein catabolic process. Gene Ontology annotation, molecular function: WW domain binding; DNA binding.
AGGCGGGAGUCGUCGUCAUAGGACGUCACGGAGCCUCCGGUUGUUUUUUUUUUCUCUGUAUUUUAUGAUUUUUUUUUUUAUCUCACAGCUCUCUGGGUCUGAGUGCCUUAUACGAUGUUCUUUGGUCUAGAAAGUCGCGUAGGCACCAUUUACGCAAUUUAAACAAACCAUCUAAUCCGAACGGCGUGGGCGCCAACCGCAGCGGGAGAAGUGGUUUAGCUGAGUAGCAGCGUUUCAUCUCGAUUUCCGCUAGCCGUCUUCGCUAGCUUAGCCGACGCGAUGGACCAUCACCAGGCGGCAAGCCGAUACCGAGUGUUGCAUAAUGAGGAUGACCCCUCUGAAGCUUCCUCCAGAGCUGAGGCUUCCACAUCCAGUCAUGAGCCCCCUCUGGCAGAACCCACUUUGUCAGUUGAUGUGGAGGCCCCGCCCCCUCCAUAUGCCAGCAUUGCGACUGGAGCAACGGCAGCACCAGAGGUUGGCUUUCAGGGGGACUUCCCGGUCCCUCCCCCAUACAGUGUGGCGACCUCCCUCCCCACCUACGAUGAGGCAGAGAAGGCCAAAGCGGCCGCCAUGGCAGCAGCAGCCGUGGAGGUGGCACAGCGGGAGGAGGAAUUUUCACCCCGGGAGGAUUUCAGUGAUGCCGACCAGCUGAGAGUUGGCAACGAUGGGAUUUUCAUGUUGGCCUUUUUCAUGGCUUUUCUUUUCAACUGGAUUGGGUUCUGCUUGUCAUUCUGCCUGACCAACACUAUAGCAGGCAGAUACGGUGCCAUCUGUGGGUUUGGCCUCUCUUUGAUCAAGUGGAUUCUCAUUGUGAGGUUUUCAGACUAUUUUACUGGAUACUUCAAUGGGCAGUACUGGCUCUGGUGGAUUUUCCUUGUUCUAGGUCUGCUGCUUUUCUUCAGAGGGUUUGUGAACUAUCUCAAAGUGCGUAACAUGUCUGAAAGCAUGGCAGCGUCCCACAGAACCCGUUUCCUAUUUACCUAUUAGAGGUUGGGCUACCAGAUGUCCCCUGCCCCAUAAAUGUCAAACCUCAUGAUAACAGAAUUUAAAAUAUAAGCUGUAUCCCAGGCUACAGGAACUAAGAAAUGGCGCUGUGAACCAAAAACACAAACUACUAGAAUACAUAGAAAGGUCUUGUUAACGCUUCUUUUAAAAAUCCCCACCGAUCAUAUUUACUUUCUUCCCCAUGAGGAAAAAACAAGUCUGCCUCAUUUCAGAAAGCAGUAGUUGGCAUGUUAGCAGCAUCACGUGUAUUUAAAAUGUUUCUUCCAUGCCCCCUCCCCCCGAUAUAAGACAAACAAUGAAGCAUUAUGUAGUCAUCAGAAUGAGUUACACAACACAGUUUUGCCACUUUUAUUUUUCAGUCAAGAUUUUGGAAUUUGCUGACUUUGCACUGUAUAUCUGAUAUUUAAAGAAUAUUCACCUUUAUUAAUCCUCGAUCUGAGUUGUGUCAACUUAAUUAGCCAAUCCAUAUUACAAAUACACUAUUCAAGAACUUAUUUUUUCCUUUUAACCUGAUGUCUGACAUUGUGGUGUGUAAAUGUACAGCUUUGCCAAUUGUUUAUUAACUGGAAUUUGUACUUAAUCAUGAUAUUUGCAUUUCUGCCUUUCUUGCAAAAGGGAGUUUCAUUUGAAUUUCAGAUUUUAAUAUGUAGCGUAAUAUGCACAAUACAGAAUAUCUGACAUUUGAACACUAGCUCCAAGGAUGACUUUCUUCCCAACUUGUCCCUGGUGCUGUCCAUCGCUUGAAAAUAUUGUGGCAGUUUGAGUCUGAUCUGAUCUUUACAUCCCUCAUUUUAUUGUGGACAAAAACUGACCUGACACACACUGGGACAUAUGCAGAAUGUAGGAUGCAUGCACACCAGGGGUGUCUCUAGAGCAGAUGCUUUUGUCACUUCAUGUUAUGCUUCAUUCUGUGCGAAGGCAGUAGAUGGGGAUCGGAGAUUCCCUUCUGGAAGUGUCAUCAAGCUUGGAAGUUGGAAUUUUUUAUUUGAAAACAUUUAUCCUUUGUUAUAAUUAGCUGUAUUUUUUUUUCUGUUUUCUCCCAGAUGGAAUGUAUUUUCCUAAACUGUGCCAUGUCUUGGGAAGUUGAUUUCAUUAUUAUUAUUAUUAUUAUUAUUAUUAUUAUUAUUAUUAUUAUUAUUAUUGAGCCCUUCUCAUGUCAUUCCAUAAGACACUGUUUAGCAAUUUAAGGUCUUAGAAUUAAACAGACCACAAAUGCAUGGUAAACUUGAUUGAGCUGGCUGAUAUAGUAUAACAAUGCAAUAUUAGUGUUUAAAAUAUACUUUUUUAAAAUUGGAAACACUUCUGAUUAUCCAUAUGUACGUUUAAUGUAAAUUGUACCAAGUCAGCAGAACACUAAUAAAUUUUAAAAUGCAUCUUGUAAAUGA